This is a messenger RNA of Limanda limanda (common dab), 676 nucleotides long. Its product is annotated as lactose-binding lectin l-2-like. NCBI's taxonomy places the organism in Eukaryota, Metazoa, Chordata, Actinopteri, Pleuronectiformes, Pleuronectidae. The record is from RefSeq and is a predicted model, not a curated record. The transcript has a single exon. The coding region runs from base 96 to 584 and encodes 162 amino acids. Gene Ontology annotation, molecular function: signaling receptor activity.
CACCUGUCUCCUUCAAACUCUCAUUCUCAUCCAACACUGCAGAUCAUCUCCAACCCCUCGUCCUGCUCCUGUGACAGAGAGAGAGAGACGCCAACAUGAUCCUGCUCCUCCUUCUGUUCGCCCUGACCCUGGGUGCUGUGUCUCCUUCAGAUGGACCUGAGGUCAAGCUGCAUUGUGGAAACUGUCCCAUGUUCUGGUCCAGCUUCAACAGCCGCUGCUACAAGUACGUGGCCACACAGAUGACCUGGGCUAAUGCAGAGCGCAACUGUGUGUCCCAGGGAGCCAACCUGGUGUCUAUCCACAGUCUGGAUGAAGAGAAUUUCGUCAAAACCCUGAUCAAGAAAUUUGAUCCUGCUCGAGGAUGGACCUGGAAUGGACUCAGCGACGUCCACAAAGAAGGCAGCUGGAUGUGGUCAGAUGGUUGUCCGGCUAGAUUUGUCUUUUGGUCCACAGGAGAGCCAAACAACUCUGCAGGACAUGAAGACUGUGUUGAAAAUAACAUUCACGGAGAUAAGAAAUGGAAUGAUCGAACUUGUAGCGACCGUCUUCCCUCUGUUUGUGCAUCUCGCAUAAUGUGUCCUUAGUGAUUGUAAAGUCUGAUUUAACCUGGUCACUGAUCACCAGAUGCUUGUUGAUUUGAAAUAGUCCUCAGCAGUAAAGAUACAAAUGCAAACUC